Molecule: messenger RNA, 2259 nt
Organism: Neoarius graeffei (lesser salmon catfish)
Lineage: Eukaryota; Metazoa; Chordata; Actinopteri; Siluriformes; Ariidae
Exons: 3
Coding region: 582-1592 (336 amino acids)
Biological process (GO): DNA integration
Molecular function (GO): nucleic acid binding
Source: RefSeq, a predicted model, not a curated record
GCGAUAGCCAGGCUAGGGGACCAGAGCAUUAUGACACAAUCUAUAGGGCAGAGGCAGCCACGCUGGUAACCUUUAAUGUAAUAUGAAUAAGGCACUUCGAAGUUAGCUAUUGUUUUCAUGGCACUUGGUUUGGAAAUGACAAAAACCUGACACAUGAACAGACGCAUUUUCUGGGGACCGGAGAACGUUCGGUUUACUGUUUGUGCAUCCUGGGCAAUUCAGACUAGAAUUUGGGACCAUUGCUGUACAAUGUGACUGCUGCUACGAGGCAUGCAGGUUACUUACAGUAUCACCGCCCUGCGAGGCAAUGGGGAUGGGGCAUAGGCUGCCACGCUGGUAACAACUUUUAAUUUAAUAUGAAGAAGGUACUAGGAGGCAUUACAAACAUGAACAGUGUCUCUUUUCCCCUAGAUUUUCCUAUAUUUGCUUUUUUUUUUUUUUUUUUUUUUUAAGAUAUUUUUUUGGGCUUUUUGCACCUUUAUUGGAUAGGACAGUGUAGAGACAGGAAAUGAGCGGGAGAGAGACGGGAAGGGAUCGGGAAAUGACCUCGGGCCGGAAUCGAACCCGGGUCGCCCGCAUUCAUGGUAUGGCGCCUUAACCACCUGAGCCACGACGCCCCCAACUAUAUUUGCUUUUUUGUCCAUUGCCAAACACAUACUCGUGUUUUUAACUGCUUUGUGUAUAAACCCAUGAAAGAUAAUGUUCCUAAUAUUUUGUUAAUGUCUCUUCAGGCUUCCACCAGCGACAGUUACACACCUGGGCCAGCCACACCCACCACCUCCACUGCAACAUCACACCACUCGGGCCCCAGCACCGGUGCUACCAUACUUUCAGCAACAGGCCUUGCCCCAAUGACCUGUGUCUCGAAUGACUUCCAAGGAAGACAUCAGAUUUCCCAAGAGGAGCUUGAAAAUGUUCUUUCACUAAGAACAACCUUCACAGAAGCAGCAUCUAUUCUUUCAAUCUCAAGGCCAACUUUCUACAAGUUACUGCAAGACUUUAAUAUCCCGACUUCAAAAUUUAAUAACAUCACUGAUCAACAACUGGAUCUUGAAGUGUCACAAAUAAGAACGGAACACCCAAAUGUUGGAGAAAUAAUGCUUAUGGGGCAUCUUCGCUCUAAAAACAUUGUGGUACAAAGACACCGUCUAAGAGAUUCAUUGCGAAGGAUAGACCCAAUUGGUGUCCUGGCCAGGAGAAGACCAGCAAUAGCUCGCCGAGUAUACUCUGUCCCACAUCCAAAUUUCAUAUGGCAUGUGGAUGGAAAUCAUAAGUUGAUUAGGUGGAAAUUGGUUGUUCAUGGUGCCAUAGACGGCUACAGUAGGAUGUUGAUAUUUCUUCGCUGCUCCAACAAUAACCGUUCUGAAACUGUGAAAGAGCUCUUUCAUGCAGCUGUUGGACAGUUUGGCAGACCACUACACAUCAGGACUGAUCACGGAGUAGAGAACAUUAAGAUUUGGGAGGACAUGCAUGCGAGCAGGGGUGAAGGCUCUGUCUUAACAGGAAGCUCUGUACACAACCAGCAGAUAGAGCGUUUUAACCAAGAUUUGAACAAAAACUGCAGCCAGAUUUAUGCACCCAUUUUUUUAUGAACUGGAAUCCCUGGGUAUCCUAGACAUAGACAAUGCAACAGACCUAUUUUGUCUCCAUUAUGUCUAUGUACCCAGAAUCAACCGCACUUUAGAUGAAUUCAGAGCUGGGUAUAACAAUCACUCAGUGUCAUCUGAAGGAAAUAGAACACCAGUACAGCUUUUUACUCUGGAAAGUGAUUUGCAGUAUCUUCAAAACACAGAACUUCCAGCAGCAGGGGUAGUUUUUUGUUCCCCACCUCCAAACUCUCAAAGAGGAUUUUCCCCACUGAAUGACAGGGAUUUGCAAGAACUGAGUGCUGCUAUUAACCCUCUUGAAAAUGACAACACCAGUGGCAAAACAUUGUUUCAGAGAGCCCAACAGUUUAUUUUUGAUAAACUUGUAAAUGUGUGAUCUCAAACUGGACAACCACUAAAUGAGUUUUUUAUGUGUAGCAUGAUAAAGAAUGUAACACGAGAAUAGUGCUACAAGAAAGUGAAAAAAGAUUGAUACAUUGCAAUACUCUUUUCCUGAAGUGUACCCUGAGUAACAAGUUUUAAAGUAUUAUAAGAAACAUGUACCGUAAUAUGCACAGUAACACUACUUCGUAAAAAAAAGUAUAUUUUAUACAUUACAUAUUGCUGACAGUGAGAUGAAGAAUGAAGAAUGCAAUAAUAGUGCUACAAUAAA